Drosophila guanche is the source of this 1431-nucleotide messenger RNA. RefSeq names its product lipase 1. Lineage: Eukaryota; Metazoa; Arthropoda; Insecta; Diptera; Drosophilidae. The transcript has 5 exons. Gene Ontology annotation, biological process: lipid metabolic process. The coding region runs from base 103 to 1431 and encodes 442 amino acids. The record is from RefSeq and is a predicted model, not a curated record. Gene Ontology annotation, molecular function: hydrolase activity, acting on ester bonds.
CGUUCAGUUGGGCCCGCAUCGCCCAGCGUUCAGGUUGAGACCCAACCCCAAAUCAGAUUUCACUUUCUUCUUCAGCAGCAGAUUUCGUAAGCCAAAGGAAAGAUGCGCCAAAAACUAAAGUUGCACUUGAUAUUGCUGCUCGGCCUGUGCGUCUUCAUCAAUCGCACCCAAGCGCAGUUGAUAGGCGGAGAGGAAGACGAAGAGGAGGAGGAGGAGGAAGAGGAGGAGGAGGAGGAGGAGAGCGUGGAGGAUGAAACCUUCGAGGAGAAGCUGCAGCGUAAGAACAUCAAGCAGGACUCGAGUCUCAGUGUGGACAAAUUAAUUGCCAAGUACGGCUAUGAGGCGGAAGUGCAUCAUGUGACCACCGAGGACGGAUAUAUCCUGACAAUGCAUCGCGUUCGAAGUCAGGGCUCCCAGCCCUUUCUGCUGCAGCACGGACUUGUGGACAGCUCGGCGGGUUUCGUGGUAAUGGGCCCCAACGUCAGCCUGGCCUAUUUGCUGGCCGACCACAACUACGACGUCUGGCUGGGCAAUGCACGCGGUAAUCGCUACUCGAGGAAUCACACCAGCCUCGACCCGGACGAGUCCAAGUUCUGGGACUUCAGCUGGCACGAGAUAGGCAUGUACGACCUGCCCGCAAUGAUCGAUUAUGUGCUAAAGGUCACCGGCUUCAAGCGGCUGCACUACGCCGGACACUCCCAGGGCUGCACAUCCUUCUUCGUGAUGUGCUCCAUGCGGCCCACAUACAACGAGAAAGUCAUCUCCAUGCAGGCUCUGGCCCCAGCUGUCUAUGCCAAGGAGACCGAAAACCAUCCCUACAUACGAGCCAUGAGCUUGUACUUCAACAGCCUGGUGGGCAGCUCCAUUAGAGAAAUGUUCAACGGCGAGUUCCGCUUUCUAUGCCGCAUGACCGAGGAGACGGAGCGACUGUGCAUCGAGGCUGUCUUUGGCAUCGUGGGACGCAACUGGAAUGAGUUCAACAGGAAAAUGUUCCCCGUUAUCCUCGGGCACUAUCCGGCCGGAGUGGCCGCCAAGCAGGUGAAGCACUUCAUACAGAUCAUCAAGAGCGGCAGGUUUGCCCCGUACAGCUACAGCUCCAACAAGAACAUGGCUCUGUACAGGGACCACCAGCCGCCACGUUACAAUCUCAGCCUGGUGACGGUGCCCACCUUUGUGUAUUACUCCACGAAUGACUUGCUCUGCCAUCCCCGCGAUGUGGAGGCCAUGUGCGACGAUCUGGGCAAUGUGACGGGCAAGUAUCUGGUGCCACUGAAAGAGUUCAACCACAUGGACUUCCUGUGGGCCAUUGAUGUGCGAAAGAUGCUCUAUCAGCGCAUGCUGCAAGUGCUCGGCAAACUGCCGGCAGAACCCGAAGAGGAACCCCAGAAGGCUGCCCGAGCGGGUCGUGGAGCGUGGCCUAGAUGGAGGUAG